Messenger RNA from Psylliodes chrysocephalus, 856 nucleotides. The record is from the annotation of a GenBank genome assembly. NCBI's taxonomy places the organism in Eukaryota, Metazoa, Arthropoda, Insecta, Coleoptera, Chrysomelidae.
AUUUUAGUGUAGGUAUGUUGCAAAUGCUCGAAAAUGUCUAAUUUAACUGAAAGCCAUCCCGAAUUAUUGCAUACUUCUCCAAGGGCGGGAGGCAUAAUUAAUAUCGAAGUUCCAGAUAAUUUAAAAGAAGACAUAUACAAAAAACCGGCGGACAAAUCAACUAAAUAUUCUAGGUCAUGGGCUCCUUCAAGAAACAUUGCAAAUAAGGGUUCUUUUGUGUCUAAACAAUCAUCUAGAUUUGCAAAACCCAGUUUGUAUACGUCCACCCCUGACCAUACCACCAGAAAUUAUAGAAUCCAUGCUGCUUUAGAUACAACACCAUGGAUACUUUUUGAUGAGUCAUGUGUCCAGGACGAAAAACCUCAACUUGCGAACCCUGUUCAAGAAACUAUCAACAUCUUAGCAAUCGUUAUUUCUACCGUUAUGCUGUUGGCAGCUGGAUACAGUGAUAUUCCAAAGGAACAUAUAAGAUGGACUAAGAGUUAUCUUGAACUUAUCAAAGAUGAACGAGGGAGUAAUCCUCCUAAUGUUACCGGUAUUUUAAAUCACUUGAAUAUGUUAUACGGUGAUAUAGAAUCGUAUAAUGUACUCGGAGAGGUAGAAGAUGAAAAUGAAGCAGAACUUAAAACAAAUGUAUUGACUGAAGAUGUAUCAUAGUAAUUAUAGGUCUUGUUUCAAGUUACAUUUUUGGUUCCAACGCCUUCUCUCUCAAGUGUGAUCUAUCAAACUAAAAGAUGAUAUUUUUUAACUGUAAUGAUAUUUUGAAUUACCUCAAGUCUAGCAAAACAAUAAAUGAAUCUAUCAACUAGUUUCAGAAAUGUUUUAUUAUAUGGAAUGGAAUGUAUGUAUAUGUAUA